AUGAGUUUUUAUAAAUUUACUUGUUUCAAUUUGUAGUGUUCAUUCAAUUUUUGAUGAGUACGAUGCAUGGGCAUAGCUCCACAACAAACAGAAAACGUCAACGAGAUAUCGGUCCUGUCACCAUGCGAAAACUGGCAGCGACAGGCGAUGUGGCGGUUCUGAAUGUUCCGAUGGAUAAUGCGGGUUCCUCCACGGGAAUGUCCUCUACAAAGCAGGCAAAGCAGCCAGUAAUCGCAGCGCCGUCGAUCGAAAGUGACACACGCGUAGGACAGGAGGAUGACGCAGAGGUGAUUGCGUUGCGCCAGGACAAACGUGAGAACGAAGAGUACGCGCAGCUUCUGCUCGACUGCUUCAACCGCGCCUUUACCGAAAGAGCACGCGCCACUCCUGUGAAGAAACCAGACACCACAGGUCCAUCUCCGAUGACGACCGACCCACGGCGAACACGCCAGCAUCAACGCGGACUUCCGCAGCAGCAAGAUACGGCGCCGCUGGCAGACGACGUGGAAAUGGUGGUGCGCUUUUCCAACCGCCUGCACCCGCACCUCAUCGGCUUCGAGAUGCGCACCAUCACCGCCAUUCGUCAGGAGUGCGGCGGCAACGUGCAGUUCUCCUUUCCGCCGUCGGGAUCCGGACGCUGCUGCUGA
Molecule: messenger RNA, 647 nt
Organism: Paramacrobiotus metropolitanus
Lineage: Eukaryota; Metazoa; Tardigrada; Eutardigrada; Parachela; Macrobiotidae
Exons: 5
Coding region: 54-647 (197 amino acids)
Source: RefSeq, a predicted model, not a curated record